Messenger RNA from Alternaria incomplexa, 1728 nucleotides. RefSeq lists its product as uncharacterized. The coding region runs from base 1 to 1728 and encodes 575 amino acids. The record is from RefSeq and is a predicted model, not a curated record. NCBI's taxonomy places the organism in Eukaryota, Fungi, Ascomycota, Dothideomycetes, Pleosporales, Pleosporaceae. The transcript has 2 exons.
AUGAACCAACUCGCACAAGAGCUCAUCGAAAGAAUCUCUAGCUUUCUACCUAUAGAAGACUUGCGCAAUGUUCUCAUCCUAGAUAGAAAGUUUCGCUAUGCAGCAGAAAGACACUCUGGGGCUUUUGCUGAAUUCGCAGUCACUGAGAGGAACUCAGCCGACUUCCUCAUGCGCUUCUCUGGUCAUCGUCUCCUCUAUCUAAGAGAGGUUACUUUCCGGCCAGACGUCUCGGCAGCUUACGACUUGAAGGGUAACGACAAUGAUGAUCGACUGUUCAGUCGAGAGAAUGCCGACGAGGUGCGAGAGAGAGACGAGUCAUUCACCCGCCAGAUACAAUAUCUUUUCGACACCCUUCAGCUAGUCGAGAAGCAGGCCGGAGAGUAUCACGCUCCGGGCAGGUAUCGACUCACGAUCUACAACCCGAUAAGAAGAACGGAAAACGAAGACGUAUGCCCCCAUCGCUAUAUGACCAGCUGGCGCGUCCAGCUACUAGCAAGGAACUUACCUCCAAUCACGUCCAUACGAUCGUUCAGAAUUGUUAGUAACGACAGUAAAGGGUACGAGUACGAUCACCCUCCCUACGACCCCUACGGAUAUACGUAUUGCCUUCGAUACAACGAAUCUGGGAUGCAGGAAUCGAAGCUUGACCUGCGGAUUCUCAUCGACCUAGCUAUCAGCAUGCCCAAUCUAGAAUAUCUGGGCACCCGAACCGGAGGGUACGAAUGGUGCGAAACCCUGGAUGAAGAUGAAGAUCCGUGUAGUGGACACUUCGAGCACGACUGGACAGGACCGCGACGAGAUGCCCGACAUGAUUUCGCUGCCGCAGUUACCAGCUGUGUCGACAAGCUACCCAAAACGCUGAGGCGAGCUACGCUCGAUUUUUUAUACCCCUUAAGUCGGGUGACUGACUAUGAUCACGGAACGCUUUUUCCAGAUCUUGUAGGUAGCAACCUUACUCACGAUCCUUUCUCGACGAGCCUCGGUAUUUUGUGCAACAACCUUCGCCACCUGCAACUACGGGCCAUGAUUGAUGAGAGCAUCUUCCACGCACUGUCGCCACAGAAUUCCGCAACAUCACACACUCCCUGGCCACACCUUGAACUACUUGAUCUCAUGUUUCACAACGCCCGUCCCGAUGGAACAUGGUAUUUCCAAGGCUCCGACGGCCAAGGCGACGUUGCACGCGGUCUCCCUGUCACAGAUGCUUCCUACCCACCCCAUACUCAUACGCAGCUCGAUGAGGACAUGGACGAGUUUUUUGAAGACUACAUUCGGGCCGGAAGACAGACACGUGGUAAGGAUAAUCACGAGUUCCGGGUUGCUCCUCAUGCCAAUCUCAUCUUACUUCUCGAACGCUUUGCAAGAUCAGCGAUACAAAUGCCGGCGCUCAAGGAAGCAGUAAUAUGGUCACCCAUACAGGGGCAAGAUGUGUACCCGGAGCGGCCGAUGGGUAGUCAACGUGACCUAGAUGUGAUAUGGAGUAUUGAAUACGCUGAACCCUGGUCCUCCUUCAAUGCUAGACCAACUCGGCAAUUAGAUUGGGCGGUAGGAAAAUGGCGCCCUGGGAAGGAACUGCACAGCCUUUUUCAGGAAAUUGGACGCGCGAAACACGGGGAUGAACUUGCGGAGCGCUGGUACCAGGAUGACGAAUGGGAGGUAGGGUGGUCUUUGUAUGAAGUGGAAGGCAUCGCGAAGAGUAGGUUUCGCAAUUACGGGAAAUGCGUUUGA